GUGCAGUUCUCUACUGUACGCACACGAGUGACUACUUGCUACUUAUCCACUUGUCUUCUUGCUACUUGCUACUUGCUACUUGUUACUUGCUACUCCACAGCUCAUGCAGGGCGAUGGAGCCUGCCAUAUUGCUCAUAGACCAUCCCAGCUUUGGCCAAUGUGCCGUCGCUGCUCGAGACUUCAGAGCAGGAGAGCUCGUCCUCAAUGAAGAACCAGCCUGUCUUGUCCACUACAGACUUGAUCCAGCUGCAACGGAGGCCAAACAGACGCUCAAUGCUCAUCAGCUAUACAGGCGUAAAAGAGCAUUCAUGACUUUGAACCAGCCUGCCAUCGUCAUGCUGUACUUCUGCAGCUAUGACCAGCAGAAACGAUCUAAGCUCAUGCAGCGCUUUCAUGUGCCUCACAUCACGACUGCUGCUGAGAAUGCAUCCGUAGCGUACAGAGCAGCUCUACAAGGUGUCCGUCAGCUCCGUCAGCGUCAAGCAGAUCUCACAGAAGUGGCAAACUUCUCAGACCAAGAGCUCAUCAAUUUCUCUCUAGUCAUGACAGCGAAUGCGCAUGAGCUAGAGGAUAUGACCAUUGGUCUCUUGACAGAUGGCGCCAAAAUCUCACAUGCCUGUUUCUGUCCCAACGUAGCAGCAUCAACGCGACCACUCCGGGAUGGCACAUCACUUGACACCGCCAAACAUAUUGCACUGCGGCCUAUAGCAAAAGGGGAAGUUCUCUUUGGGAGCUAUGCAAAACUCACAUACACGCCACGGGACGAGCGGAUAGCGUAUCUCAUGGACAACAAGCUCUUUGUAUGUCAAUGCAAAGACUGUGUGGAGAAGGAGGCGACCGCGAAAGUCAUGGAUCAGACGCUCUCAAAGGCUAUACAAGGUGACCCUCAAAAAGCAGCACUGAUGAUUGAUCUCGCCAGGCAAUUACUGCGGCAAGAACACUGGCUGCAUGUGAAUUAUGCGCAAGCUGCUUCUAUCCUGGCCGAGUGUAUCGAUCGGUGCUUGCAGAACCCUACAAAUGCACUCGGCAAGGCAGAGGUCGAGACGCUCCUCGAUUUGGCGCAACAGCUCGAUACCAAGCAAACUCAUUGGCUGAAGGGAAAAGCAAAUCCUGCAGAGGAGUUACUACAGUGCCGUCUUGCACUCGCUCAAGCCUGCAUGACUCGUGCUGUCUUACAGCAUGAAGUGAUACCAGUGUGUAUGGACCAUGCUCAGCGACUGUUACUGCUUGUUCGCCAGGUGAUUGAAGAGCGAAGGAGCUGGCCUAUUGGACAUGCGCUGGAGGAAGAGUUUGAUCAGACUUUGUUUGACUUGGAUGAUCUCGUCAAUGGCGAAGAGACGAAUGGUGGAAUGUAGAUAAUAUAGCAUGAGCAUACUAUAGAUGGGAAUGAGCAUAGAGUCAACGCCUUCCUGACCUUCGCGUCAUUUUUGGCUCUUGCUUCAACGCUGCGUGACACGCCUAGGCUGAAUAGCCGGCACAAAGUUUAAGUCCAGCGGUGCGCCCUUGCUAGAGGGUCGCAGAGGAAAGCUU
Messenger RNA from Protomyces lactucae-debilis, 1530 nucleotides. RefSeq lists its product as uncharacterized. The coding region runs from base 114 to 1355 and encodes 413 amino acids. NCBI's taxonomy places the organism in Eukaryota, Fungi, Ascomycota, Taphrinomycetes, Taphrinales, Protomycetaceae. Gene Ontology annotation, cellular component: nucleus. The record is from RefSeq and is a predicted model, not a curated record. Gene Ontology annotation, molecular function: protein binding. The transcript has a single exon.